GUAGCUCGCUGGCUGCCGUCCGGAGAACACGGUCCAACGAGGAUCUCUGGCAGCUGAGAAAAACGUGCUUGAAGAAGGAUAGCAUACUUCGCAGAUACUUACGCAUAUUAUCCAAAGAAAAAAAAUCAGCACAAUGGAUCCGAACGGGUUUAAAGAUUUUGCCGGUGAAAUGGCAAAUUUUAUUACCAACUACCUGGAGAACAUCAGAGAAAGGCGAGUCUUGCCGAUUGUUGAGCCUGGGUACAUGAAGCCACUCCUGCCCAUCGAAGCUCCCCAAUCACCAGAAAAUUGGGAAGACGUGAUGACCGAUAUCGAGAGAGUCAUCAUGCCCGGAAUAACGCACUGGCAAAGUCCGAAAUUCCACGCGUACUUUCCAACGGCUCAAUCGUACCCAGCGAUAGUUGCCGACAUGUUGAGCGGUGCCAUUGCUUGCAUCGGCUUCACAUGGAUUGCGAGCCCAGCAUGCACCGAAUUGGAAGUGAUCAUGCUCGACUGGUUGGGUAAGAUGCUGGACCUUCCAUCAGCGUUCUUGUCCUCCAGCGGCGGAAAAGGUGGUGGCGUUAUUCAGGGAACUGCUAGUGAAGCCACGCUGGUGGCUCUCCUCGGGGCAAAAGCGAAAAUGAUUAACCGAGUGAAGGAAGAGCAUCCAGACUGGACUGCGAACGAAAUCGUGGGAAAACUGGUCGCCUACGCAUCCUGUCAGGCUCACAGCUCUGUUGAACGCGCUGGUAUACUAGGAGGAGUACAAUUCAGACUUCUCGAUGUUGACCAGAAGUACAAACUGAGGGGUGAUACUUUGGCUGAUGCCAUUCGCGAGGACAGGGAAAAAGGACUGAUUCCAUUUUACGUUGUAGCUACCCUGGGAACCACCUGUUCCUGCGCCUUUGAUAACCUUGAGGAAAUAGGAAUAGUUUCGAACCGUGAGCAGGUUUGGCUGCACGUUGAUGCCGCUUAUGCAGGGUCUGCUUUCAUCUGCCCCGAGUUCCGGUACUUGAUGAAAGGCGUCGAGAGGGCAGACUCAUUCAACUUCAAUCCUCACAAGUGGAUGCUGAUAAACUUCGACUGCUCAGCUAUGUGGCUCAAGGACCCGAGCCACGUCGUUAACGCUUUCAACGUAGACCCGCUUUACCUGAAGCACGAUGCUCACGGCUCACUCCCAGAUUACCGACACUGGCAAAUUCCCCUGGGGCGCAGAUUCCGUGCUCUCAAGUUAUGGUUUGUUCUGCGAUUAUACGGCGUGCAGAACCUGCAGAAGUACAUUCGUUCCCACGUUGCUCAAGCCCACGAGUUCGAGGCUCUGGUUUUGGAGGAUCCUCGUUUCGAAGUUGUCGCAGAAGUCAUAGUUGGUCUCGUUUGCUUCAGACUCAAGGCUUCAAAUGACGUUAACGAGGUUUUACUGAAGCGGAUCAACGGUGCUGGUAACAUCCACCUGGUACCAUCGAAGAUAAACGACGUUUACUUCCUAAGAUUUGCGGUCUGUUCCCGAUACAGCGAAAGCUCCGAUAUCCAGAGUUCGUGGAAGGAAAUAAAGUUACGCGCUGAAGAAGUCCUCGCUGAGCAACCGAAUUCCAAGUGAUGGCGGGCUCAAAUCGUGCGCAGUUGCAGGGCGCUCAUCCCACCUACGAGCUGCAAUCAAUCCUAAUUUAUUUUUUUUAAAUAAAAUAUCAAAUCGUUUGAAAUUUUACCAAGAUGCAUUUGAACGCUGACCUUAACAGUCAGUGAUUGUUAAUUACGGUCAGGAUUGCCAAUCAAUCUGGGGGUAUUAUUCCUUGGCGUUCAGCUGCACUACUAUUCCUAAUUCCUCAUGAUAUUAGGGUACGUACUUAUCGAUCUGCGAUAUUGUUUCCAGUGUACAGCACGCUUGUACCGAUUAUUUUUAUCAAUUGCAGCAGUUUGAUGAGUAACUCGUAUGUGUGUAAUGAUUUGCAAGUGUUUGUGAAAUCGUUCAACUCCCUGAUCCCCCUAUACGUGUAUAUCGAAAUGUAUUAGAAGCAGUUGCAUAGUUUAUUACUAGAAUACCACGUCCACUUCUAUACAUAAUUGUUAAUAGGUGUAUGAUAAAUGUUUUUAGAAUGAUAAGCCCUAAUGAAA
Diprion similis is the source of this 2091-nucleotide messenger RNA. RefSeq names its product aromatic-L-amino-acid decarboxylase-like (gene Ddc). The record is from RefSeq and is a predicted model, not a curated record. Bases 134 to 1576 code for a protein of 480 amino acids. Gene Ontology annotation, biological process: amino acid metabolic process; catecholamine metabolic process; serotonin biosynthetic process. The transcript has 12 exons. NCBI's taxonomy places the organism in Eukaryota, Metazoa, Arthropoda, Insecta, Hymenoptera, Diprionidae. Gene Ontology annotation, molecular function: pyridoxal phosphate binding; aromatic-L-amino-acid decarboxylase activity.